This is a messenger RNA of Phyllotreta striolata, 549 nucleotides long. NCBI's taxonomy places the organism in Eukaryota, Metazoa, Arthropoda, Insecta, Coleoptera, Chrysomelidae. The record is from the annotation of a GenBank genome assembly.
AUGAGGAUCCACCAGGAAGGCGAAAAUUUAAAUACUAAACUUGGACUUGGAAACAAUAGUCCUAACAGUACACCACCGGCACAUACGCCCCAAACCCGAGUCACGUCGCAGUGGUCGCAGACAAAAUGCAAUUACCUCAAAGCAACGUCCAUCCCCCCGUCUUUCACUCUUAUUCACCCUAAGCAACUGCAACUGCAACGCGCACGUGAAUCAGCCGGACUCCCCGAGAAAAUCUAUCGGCUCGUACGCACUCCCGAUGCCCAAUUCAGCCCGAUUAUACCGCCGUGCGUGCGUCCGCGGUCCUUGCACGUUUGCACUUCGCGCGACUCCCACGAUGCGGAUGCGACGAAAGGCGAGGAAAAUGCGCCGGAGCGAACGUCGUCGAAGACCGGACUGCCGACUGGCGAAGCAGCGAAAGCUCUCAUGUCCUGGCGAUGCGAUGGCACUCCGCCCGAGGCUGAAAAGAGACCGGGGAUCCGGCGAUCCGGUCGUGGUCGGGCCCAAAUGACAGAGCACCGCCGAUCGGAACGGCUAAUGACGGAGCCGUAA